ACCAACUUUAUAAUUCUCCAGUAUUCGUGCUCUACUAAUUAGGAUUUAAUUCCGUAUUUUUAAUCCCCACAAAUCGCAAUAUUCUUGACCUGUGUUCGAAAAUACAUUAAAAUGGCUUCCAUCAGGCUUUUACUCUUUGUCUUUUGCUCGCCGUAAAAAGCAGGGAGACGUUUUCCUACUUGUUUUGGUCAACGAAUACAAAAAAGAGAAAGAACAGCCAUGAAGCUCAGCCAAGAAGAGCAGCCAAACUCCUCCUCCGAGUCGAAUCGGAAAAUGACGUCAUGGGCUGCUUUAGAGCGACUGCCGACGCGCUCGAGAGCAAGGAGAGGUAUUCUGCUCGCGGAAGAUCAAGAACACAACAGAGAGAUUGAUGUGAAGGAACUUCGAUUAGUAGAAAGGAAAAACGUUUUGGAGAGGCUUAUCCAGAUUAAUAAUUCAAACCAAGAUGAAACUAGUAAUAAUCCCACGUUCUUGCUCAAGCUCAAGGACCGCAUGAACAGAGUUGGACUUGAAUUUCCAACAACUGAGGUGCGGUUCGAGCAUUUGAACGUUGAAGCAGAAGCUCACGUAGGAAGCAGGGCAUCGCCUUCAAUCCUCAACUUCUCCCUCAAUAUCUUGGAGGGGUUCCUGAAAUGCUUUCACAUUCUUACAAGUAAGAAGAAGCCAGUGUCGAUCCUCCACGAUGCAAGUGGGAUUAUCAAGCCAAGAAGAAUGACACUUCUUUUAGGCCCCCCGGGCUCUGGAAAGACCACAUUACUAUUGGCAUUGGCUGGAAAACUUAGCAAACACCAUCUAAAACUUUCGGGGAGAGUUACAUACAACGGACAAGGGAUGGAGGAGUUUGUGCCGCAGAGGGCGGCAGCUUAUGUUAGCCAACACGAUCUCCACUUACCGGAAUUGACAGUGAGAGAAACGCUGGCUUUUUCAGCGAGAUGUCAUGGUGUUGGGCCGCGCUUUGAAUUGUUGGUAGAAUUAUUGAGAAGAGAGAAGGCUGCAAACGUCAUGCCGGAUCUUGAUCUUGAUCUAAUCAUGAAGGCAGCGGUACUAGAAGGACGGGAAGCCAAUAUAGUUACAGACUUAAUACUCAAGGUUUUGAGACUGGAAGCUUGUGCUGACACCGUUGUAGGGGACGAAAUGACCAGAGGCAUAUCUGGUGGACAAAAAAAGCGAGUCACGACAGGGGAGAUGCUAGUCGGACCAGAAGGAGUACUUUUUAUGGAUGAGAUAUCGACUGGCCUGGACAGUUCUACAACAUUUCAAAUAGUGAAUUCGCUGCGUCAUUGUGUCUACAUCCUCAAUGGAACUGCAUUAAUCGCUCUCCUGCAGCCAGCACCGGAGACAUAUGAUCUUUUCGAUGACAUAAUUCUCCUCUCGGAUGGAUACAUUGUGUAUCAAGGUCCCCGUGAGAAUGUGCUCGAGUUCUUUGAGCACAUGGGAUUCAAAUGUCCCCAGAGGAAAGGAGUCGCCGAUUUCUUACAAGAAGUGACAUCAAGGAAAGACCAAGAGCAAUACUGGGUCUAUAGAGAGAAGCCUUAUGGCUUUGUAACUCCCAAAGAGUUUUCUGAAGCAAUGAAUUCGUUUCACAUUGGUCAAAAACUCAGCGAUGAGCUUGCUAUUCCGUUUAACAAGUCCGAAGGCCACCCUUUGGAUUUAACAACUAAGAAGUACGGUGCUAGCAACAAGGAACUGUUAAAAGCUUGUAUGGACAGACAAAUUAUUCUUAUGAAGCGGAAUAAAUUCGUCUACAUUUUCAAAUUGGUGCAGCUUAUUGUAGCUGCUUUUGUAACGACGACGUUAUUCCUACGCACUGAGAUGCACCGGAAUACAGCAGCAGAUGGUGGAAUUUAUAUGGGAGCUAUGUUCUUUACACUGCUAUCAAUCAUGUUCAAUGGGUUUGCGGAGCUGCACAUGACUGUUGAGAGACUUCCGGCCUUUUACAAGCAAAGGGACGAUUUGUUCUAUCCAGCUUGGGUGUAUACUCUACCUCAAUGGAUGAUACGGAUCCCUAUGACAUUUGUGGAAGUCUCCAUUUGGAUGCUCAUCACUUACUAUCCCAUCGGUUAUGAUCCAAGCUUCGCAAGGUUUUUCAAGCAGUUCCUUGUGCUAGCGUGCAUUAGCCAGAUGGCAAAUGGACUUUUUCGAUUGAUAGGGGUAGUAGGAAGGAACAUAACUGCUGCAAAUACAUUCGGGUUUGUUGCUUUCCUCGUCAUUCUUGGUCUGAGCGGCUUUGUUUUACCACGAGACGAUAUGAACAAGUGGACGUUGUGGGGAUAUUAUCUCUCACCGUUCACAUACGGACUGAAUGCAAUGGCUGUAAAUGAAUUUCUAGGAAAAAGUUGGAGACAUGUUCCUGCAAACUCAACAGAAGCGUUAGGAGUUAUAGUCUUGAAGUCUCAAGGAGUAUCUCCGGAAGCACGUUGGUAUUGGAUUGGAGUGGCAGCUUUGAUCGGCUUUACUGUUCUAUUCAACUUCCUUUUCACGUUUGCACUUGAGUAUCUUGAUCCAUUUGAAGAGCCCCGUGCAGCAUCAGAAGUGUCCAAUGAGGCUUUGACUGCGGUAUCAGAGGGAAGAGACAUGGAAGCCAAUAGUACAAAGAGGCAGCGCGGAAUGGUUCUGCCUUUUCAACCUCUUUCGGUUACUUUUAAUGAAAUACGAUAUGCGAUUGACAUGCCUCAUGAACAGAAAGUUCAAGGCAUAAGUAAUGAAGGCUUACGGAAAGAAAUUCUCCAGGGUGUGAGUGGAACUUUUAGGCCAGGAGUCUUGACAGCCCUAAUGGGUAUUAGUGGCGCAGGUAAAACCACUCUACUGGAUGUUUUGGCAGGUAGGAAAACCAGUGGACGUAUCAAGGGUAGCAUCACAAUAUCCGGAUAUCCAAAAAACCAAGGCACAUUUGCUCGCGUAACAGGAUACUGCGAGCAAACAGAUAUCCACUCUCCUCAUGUUGCAGUGUACGAGUCUUUGGUUUACUCUGCAUGGCUCCGGUUACCCCCUGAGGUUGAUUCCCGCAGCAGAAGGAUGUUCAUCGAGGAAGUAAUGGAGCUUGUGGAAUUGACUCCAAUACGCAACGCACUUGUUGGAUUGCCUGGUGUGAAUGGUCUCUCAACGGAGCAGCGCAAAAGGCUAACAAUUGCGGUAGAGCUUGUUGCCAACCCAUCCAUCAUAUUUAUGGAUGAGCCGACCUCUGGCCUUGAUGCCAGGGCAGCAGCAAUUGUAAUGAGAACGGUGAGAAAUACAGUGGACACUGGGAGGACCGUAGUCUGCACCAUCCACCAGCCAAGCAUUGAUAUAUUCGAUGCUUUCGAUGAGAUGCUGCUCUUGAAAGAGGGAGGCGAAGAAAUAUACGGUGGCCCUUUAGGCCACCAUUCUUCCAAGUUGAUCGAAUACUUUGAGGGGAUUAAUGGCGUUCCAAAAAUAAAGGAUGGUUACAAUCCGGCAACAUGGAUGUUGGAGGUUACUUCUGCAGCACAAGAAGCAGCGCUCGGGGUUAAUUUCGCUGAAAUAUACAAGAACUCAGAAAUAUACGGGAGAAACAAGGCCUUGAUCAAGGAGCUAAGCACCCCUGCACCAAAUUCGAAAGACUUGUACUUCCCGUCACAAUAUUCUCAAUCGUUCUUUACCCAGUGUCGAGCUUGCUUAUGGAAGCAACACAUAUCAUAUUGGCGAAACCCGCAAUAUAGUGCAAUGAAGCUGUUUUACACAGCUAUGAUGGCUUUACUCUUUGGAACAAUUUUCUGGGAUCUUGGCACCAAAAGGGAAAGGGAAAGAGAUCUUCUUAACGCAAUCGGUUCAAUGUAUGCUGCUGUUCUCUUCAUUGGGAUACAAAACUCCUUAGCAGUGCAGCCAGUUGUAGGCAUCGAGAGGAUGGUAUCUUACAGAGAAAGGGCUGCAGAAAUGUACUCAGCAUUUCCAUUUGCCUUCGGACAGGCCGUCAUUGAGAUUCCAUACACGUUGAUCCAAACUAUCAUCUACGGAGUUAUAGUGUACACAAUGGUCGGAUUUGAGUGGACGGUCAGCAAAUUCUUUUUGUAUCUCUUCUUCAUGUGCUUCACCUUCUUGUACUUCACCUUCCAUGGCAUGAUGGCAGUGGCCAUCACUCCCAAUAACACCAUCUCUAUCGUUGUUUCAUCCGCCUUCUAUCCGCUAUGGAACGUUAUUUCCGGAUAUCUCAUUCCCAAAACAAGAAUUCCAAUGUGGUGGAGAUGGUUCUACUGGAUUAGCCCGACAUCUUGGAGCUUGUACGGCUUGUUUUCUUCGCAAUUUGGAGGCAUCACGGACAGACUUGAUUCCGGCGAAACUGUGGAUGAAUUUAUGAGGUCUUAUUUUGGGUAUAGGAACGACUUUGUAGGCAUUGUUGCAACUGUGUUAGUCGGAUUUUCAGUGCUAUUUGUUUUCGUCUUUGCCUUAGGAAUCAAAAAAUUGAACUACCAAAAGAGAUGAAACGAUCUUUGUACAAGUAAUUUUUUCGAUAUACGAUAUGAAAAUUCGAAUAUUUCUACUU
Molecule: messenger RNA, 4498 nt
Organism: Pyrus x bretschneideri (Chinese white pear)
Lineage: Eukaryota; Viridiplantae; Streptophyta; Magnoliopsida; Rosales; Rosaceae
Product: pleiotropic drug resistance protein 1
Exons: 21
Coding region: 220-4437 (1405 amino acids)
Cellular component (GO): membrane
Molecular function (GO): ABC-type transporter activity; ATP hydrolysis activity; ATP binding
Source: RefSeq, a predicted model, not a curated record